AUGCCGCCCGGGCGCCGCCGCUCCCCCUCCUCUCCUCCCGCUCCGAGCCCAGGCCCAGGCCCGGCAGCCGCAUUCGCGCGGCACCAGCCGAAGGGGGGUUCGGGCACCGAGGGCGGGCCGGCCGGAGCGCGGCGGCGUGAGGGGCUGGGGCGCCGGGAGGGACCGGCGUCGGAACAAAGGCAGUGGUUACUCCAGCGGCCGCAGGGUCGCCGCCGCGCGACGGAAGCGCGCCAGGCUGCGGGCUCCCGAAUCCCUCGCCGUCCGCAUGGCCCCUCGCUCCCCUCAGCCGCUCAGCCCGACGCCAGUGACCGCCUCCAGCCGCCGGAGGAGGCCAGUCCCCGCAGGUGGCGCGCACAGGCCCCGCCCUCCCGCGCACCCGGCCGGCGCCUCGCCGCCGACGCCGCCACACCCCCGCCUCUCCCGGGCCCCCAUAGGGCGCGCCCCCGGCGGCCCCGCCUCCUCCGGCGACUGGACCUGACGUCACUUCCGCCAGCUGCGGGGUCAGCCCCGGUCCCUGCAGCGGGAUGCUUCCCGGGAGUGGGCUUCGUGCCGCUGUGUCCCGAGCGUCACUGGUGUCGCACCGUCAGGGCUCAGCCUUCGAGCCCGUACCGGAGGCUUGUGAGCGGCUCACCUGGAGCCCCGGGCCGGGAGUCAUCGGGUGUGAAGGGCGCUCUCUGGGCGGCGUGCGCUUGGAUUUCGUUAAUACGGCACCUAAGUGGCAGAUAG
Messenger RNA from Equus caballus (horse), 726 nucleotides. The record is from RefSeq and is a predicted model, not a curated record. NCBI's taxonomy places the organism in Eukaryota, Metazoa, Chordata, Mammalia, Perissodactyla, Equidae.